UGGCUGCCAGUGUGACCUCACCCUCUCCAGUGCCCCCUACUCGGUGCCAGCUAUGAGUUCCUGCAAUUUCACACAUGCCACCUUUGUACUCAUUGGUAUCCCCGGAUUAGAAGAAGCCCAUUUCUGGAUCGGCUUCCCCCUGCUUUCAAUGUAUGCUGUAGCAGUGUUUGGAAACUGCAUCGUGGUGUUCAUCGUAAGGACGGAGCGCAGCCUGCAUGCUCCCAUGUACCUCUUUCUCUGCAUGUUGGCAGCCAUUGACCUGGCAUUGUCCACAUCCACCAUGCCCAAGAUCCUCGCCCUCUUCUGGUUUGAUUCCCGGGAGAUUACCUAUGAUGCCUGCAUUGCCCAGAUGUUUUUUAUUCAUGCCCUCUCAGCUAUUGAGUCUACCAUCCUGCUGGCCAUGGCCUUUGACCGUUAUAUAGCCAUCUGUCACCCACUACGCCACGCAGCAGUGCUCAACAAUACAGUAACAGCCCAGAUUGGCAUGGUGGCCGUGGUCCGUGGAUCCCUCUUCUUUAUCCCACUGCCUCUGCUCAUCAAGCGGCUGGCCUUCUGCCACUCCAAUGUGCUCUCACACUCCUAUUGCGUGCACCAGGAUAUGAUGAAGUUGGCCUAUGCAGACACAUUGCCCAAUGAGGUCUAUGGUCUUACUGCCAUUCUGCUGGUUAUGGGCGUGGAUGUUCUCUUCAUCUCCUUGUCCUAUUUUCUGAUUAUACGAACAGUUCUACAACUGCCUUCCAAGUCAGAGCGGGCCAAGGCUUUUGGAACCUGUGUGUCACACAUCGGUGUGGUUUUAGCCUUCUAUGUUCCUCUCAUUGGACUCUCAGUGGUUCACCGUUUUGGAAAAGGCCUUGACCCCAUCGUGCAUGUUCUUAUGGGUGAUGUCUAUCUACUUCUGCCUCCUGUGAUCAAUCCCAUCAUCUAUGGUGCCAAGACCAAAAAGAUCAGAACUCGGAUGCUAGCUAUGUUCAAGAUCAGCUGUGACAAGGACCCUCAGGCUGUGGGAAGCAGGUGA
Messenger RNA from Lynx canadensis (Canada lynx), 1015 nucleotides. RefSeq names its product olfactory receptor 51E2. Gene Ontology annotation, biological process: G protein-coupled receptor signaling pathway. Lineage: Eukaryota; Metazoa; Chordata; Mammalia; Carnivora; Felidae. The coding region runs from base 53 to 1015 and encodes 320 amino acids. The record is from RefSeq and is a predicted model, not a curated record. Gene Ontology annotation, cellular component: membrane. Gene Ontology annotation, molecular function: olfactory receptor activity; G protein-coupled receptor activity. The transcript has a single exon.